Molecule: messenger RNA, 270 nt
Organism: Colletotrichum paranaense
Lineage: Eukaryota; Fungi; Ascomycota; Sordariomycetes; Glomerellales; Glomerellaceae
Product: cytochrome c oxidase subunit 6B
Exons: 4
Coding region: 1-270 (89 amino acids)
Cellular component (GO): mitochondrion; respiratory chain complex IV
Source: RefSeq, a predicted model, not a curated record
AUGUCCGACGAUCAGGAGCUCGUUACCAAGCCCUUCAAGUUCGUUACCGGCACCGAUGCCCGCUACCCGAACAUGAACCAGACCAAGCACUGCUGGCAGAACUACGUCGACUACCACAAGUGCAUCAACGCCAAGGGCGAGGACUUCGCCCCUUGCCGCCAGGUCCGGACCUUCUGGCUCGGCUACCGCUCUCUGUGCCCCUCUGGCUGGUACACCCGCUGGGACGAGCAGAGAGAGGCCGGCAACUUCCCCGUCAAGCUCGACGCAUAA